AUGGACUUAUCAACUAACCCUUUAAACGUCAUGCUCCCAAAUGCAAUCGGCAACCUCUCCCACACUCUCCAAAUUCUCCACCUUGAAGAUUAUCUAUUGCAUGAAAACGAAUUCACUAUCUUCCCUCCUAGCCUAUGGAGCAUUAAAAAUCUUUUGAUUCUCAACUUGAGUUCGAAUAACUUGAGCGGUUCUCUACUUCAAGAAAUCGGGAAUGCAAAGACGGCAAUAGCUAUUGACCUCUCAAAUAACAAACUAUCCGGAGAAAUUCCAAGUAGUAUUGGAGGCUUAACAAGAUUAAUCAAUUUUUCUGUGGCCCAUAACAAAAUUCAGGGUUAUAACACAUUUGGCAAACUCCUGGAUCUAUAUUCAUUGGAUCUUUCUGAUAACAAAAUUUUCGGAAUGAUUCCCAAGUCAUUAGAGGGACUUGUGAGCAUGAAGUAUUUCAAUGUUUCAUACAACAGAUUAAUUGGAGAAAUUCCGAGUGGAGGUCAUUUUGCCAACUUCACUUAUGAAUUAUUCUUGUCGAAUGUUGGUCUAUGUGGUACUCCUCAGAUGCAUGUCCCACCUUGCCCUGCUAAUACUCCUCGGAUGCAUCAAUCAAAGAAGAAUAGAGUGGUUCUCAUUGUACUUGUCUCGUUGGCAGUUAUUGUACUGCUAAUUGCCUCUGUUACUGUAUACCUGAUUUUAAAGAGGCGCAAGAAGGAGCUUCCCGAUGAACCUGACUUGCUUUCCACAAUAACACCAGCAAGAUUUUCGUAUUACCAACUCCAAAGGGCAACCAAUGGAUUCAAAGAAAGCAACUAG
This is a messenger RNA of Ipomoea triloba (trilobed morning glory), 804 nucleotides long. RefSeq names its product probable leucine-rich repeat receptor-like protein kinase At1g35710. Gene Ontology annotation, molecular function: protein binding. The record is from RefSeq and is a predicted model, not a curated record. Lineage: Eukaryota; Viridiplantae; Streptophyta; Magnoliopsida; Solanales; Convolvulaceae. The transcript has 2 exons. Bases 1 to 804 code for a protein of 267 amino acids.